GGCGGGUCAGUGUGGGAGAAAUCCUGGGGCCCGUCGGCAGCACAGCGCUGAGUGAGCCGAGCGGAGCGAUGCGCGUUCACUGAGCCGGAGGAGAGGAGAGAGGAGGACCGCUGCCCGUUUUUUUUUCUCCCCCUCAGCCCUCACUUCCACCGCGCCUCACUCUUACAAUCACUGCCUAAUCAAGAGCAUCUGAACCUUUUUUUUUACUGGGGAAGAGGGGAAUAUAUAUAUAUAUAUAUAUAUAUAUAUAUAUAUAUAAGCGAAUGGAAUUCUGUUGUGGAAGAAUCUGAUUUUAUUUAUUUAUUUAUUUAUUUAUUUGUUUCGUUUUACACUCGGACUUCAUCCGUCCGGAGUCGAAAGCGGUCUGUCCAAGUUGUUUUUAAAGCUGACUACCAAAUCAUGGGGCGUGAAACUGGGCCAACACCGAUUGUUACAUGCUUCAAACCAGGAAGUCGGUUCAAAGGCCUAACCCUAGAUCAUCAGACGCAGCUCUGAAUCACCGACAUCAUCAUCGCACUUUCACCAUUUUUUAUACAUAUAUCCCAACUUAGACUUGGCUGGACAAGAUCAAGAUUCAAUCUGUUAUCAACAUUAGACCUUAAAGCAAAGAAUCUUUAAGUAACCUAUGUGGAAUAUAAGAGUCAGCAGGUAAACGCUGGAGCUAAACCGUAACCAAAUGGUUCCAUCACUUUGAGGAUCUAUCCCUAAAUUCCAACCCUUCUUUUCGACACCCUUUGGUUUUUCUACGAUGAAUCCCAACAGCCUUCCUGGGCCUUUUUGUCUGCUACUAAGUACCCUGCUGAGCCUGAGCACAGGCUUGGAGUUUACUGGUUCUCAAGGCCAGUGGGCUCGCUACGUGCGCUGGGAUGCCAGCUCCAGGGGUGACCUGACAUUUCAGUUCAAGACCUCGCAAUCGGACGGCCUGCUGCUCUACUUCGACGACGGCGGAUACUGCGACUUCCUGCUGCUCGCCCUGUCCGAGGGCAAGCUCCAGCUCCACGUCAGCAUCGACUGCGCCGAGACCACCAUAACCUCGGACAAGCCGGUCAACGACAGCCGCUGGCACUUCGCCGCCAUCAACAGGGAGAACCUGUGGACCGGCUUGGCCGUGGAUGGUCAGAGCAAGACGGGCGAGGUGCGCCCCCAGCGGCAGUUCAUGAAGAUCGUCAGUGACCUCUUUCUCGGGGGGCUUCCGAGGGAUAUCCGCACGGCCGCCAUCACCCUGCCCUCGGUCCGCGAGCUUCCGCCGUUCAAAGGGAUUAUCACCAACCUCAGUUACGGGAGUAAGUUGCCCUCGUUGGUCAAUAGCCAGAAGGUUCGUCUGGAGAUGAUGGGCCUUUGCACGGAGAACCCCUGCGAGAACGGUGGGAUCUGCUCGCUGGCAGAUGGAGAAGUCUACUGUGACUGCUCCAAAACUGGAUAUGUAGGUCGAUACUGCACGGAAGCAGUCCAGAGAAAACCAGAACUCGCACACCUGAAGGCAGACCAAGGUAGAAACAAAGCACGAGAGGAGAAUGUGGCCACCUUCCGCGGCUCGGAGUACUUCUGCUACGACCUGUCGCAGAACCCCAUUCAGAGCAGCAGCGAUGAGAUCACGCUGUCUUUCAAGACAUGGCAGCGGAACGGCCUCCUCCUGCACACGGGGAAGUCCGCCGACUACGUCAAUCUGGCCCUGAAAGACGGGGCGGUUUCCCUCGUCAUCAACCUCGGUUCUGGGGCCUUUGAGGCCAUCGUAGAGCCAGUCAAUGGAAAAUUCAAUGACAACUCCUGGCACGACAUCAAAGUGACACGCAACCUGAGACAGCAAUCAGGCAUUGGACACGCUAUGGUAAACAAACUACAUUGUCUGGUGACGAUCUCCGUGGACGGCAUCCUCACCACCACCGGCUACACGCAGGAGGACUACACCAUGCUGGGCUCCGACGACUUCUUCUACGUGGGCGGGAGCCCCAGCACGGCGGACCUGCCGGGAUCUCCAGUUAGCAACAACUUCAUGGGCUGCCUCAAAGAGGUGGUGUACAAGAACAACGAUAUCCGACUGGAGCUGUCUCGCCUGGCCCGCAUCGUUGACCCUAAGAUGAAGCUCCAAGGAGACGUGGUUUUCAAGUGUGAAAAUGUUCCCACGCUUGACCCCAUCAACUUCGAGACCCCCGACUCCUUCCUGGCCUUGCCCAAGUGGAACACCAAGCGCGUCGGCUCCAUAUCCUUUGACUUCCGCACUUCGGAACCCAACGGGUUGAUACUCUUCACCCACGGCAAACCGCAAAACCGGCGCGACGCCAAGGGCCAGAAGAACAACAAGGUGGACUUCUUUGCAGUGGAGCUGCUGGAUGGUGGGCUGUACCUUCUUCUGGACAUGGGCUCCGGGACCAUCAAGGUCAAGGCCACUCAGGCUAAAGUCAGCGAUGGGGCCUGGCACCACGUGGACAUCCAGAGGGACGGCCGCUCUGGCAUCAUCUCGGUGAACAGCCGCCGGACCCCUUUCACAGCCAGCGGGGAAAACGAGAUCUUGGACUUGGAAGGGGACCUUUACCUGGGAGGUUUGCCUGACAGUCGGGCGGGCUUAGUGCUCCCUACCGAGCUCUGGACCGCUAUGCUCGACUACGGCUACGUGGGCUGCAUCCGGGACCUGUUCAUCGACGGACGCAGCAAGGACAUCCGGCAGAUCUCGCAGUCGCAGAACGUGACGGGCAUCAAGUCGUCGUGCAGCAAGAUGACGGGGAAGCAGUGUGACAGCAGCCCCUGCAAGAACAGCGGAGUGUGUAAGGAGGGAUGGAACCGGUUUAUCUGCGACUGCACCGGAACGGGCUUCUGGGACAGCACCUGCGAGAGAGAGGCUUCCAUCUUGUCUUAUGACGGCAGCAUGUACAUGAAAGUGGUGAUCCCGAACAUCAUGCACACAGAGGCCGAGGACGUCUCCCUGCGCUUCAUGUCCCAGCGGGCCUUCGGCCUGCUCAUGGCCGCCACGUCCCGCGAGUCAGCGGACACUCUGCGGCUCGAGCUGGACAGCGGGAGGGUCAAACUGACGGUCAACCUAGACUGUGUCAGGAUAAACUGUAACACCAGCAAGGGCCCUGAGGUUCUUUAUGCCGGACAAAAGCUCAACGACAAUGAGUGGCACUCGGUGCGAGUGGUCCGCCGCGGUAAAAACUUCAAACUCAUUGUGGACGACGACAUGGCCGAAGGUCAGAUGGCAGGUGACCACACCCGCCUGGAGUUCAGCAACGUGGAAACGGGCAUCUUGACUGAGAAACGUUUCGUUUCAUCAUCGCCGUCCCCUUUUAUUGGCCACCUACAGAGCCUCAAGUUCAACGGCAUGCAGUACAUCGACAUGUGCAAGAACGGCGACAUCGACUUCUGCGAGCUCAACGCCCGCUUCGGCAUGCGCUUCAUCGUCGCCGAUCCCGUCACUUUCAAGACCAAAGGCAGCUACCUGGGCUUGGCCACCCUGCAGGCAUACACCACCAUGCACCUGUUCUUCCAGUUCAAAACCACCUCACCCGACGGCUUCAUCCUCUUCAACAGCGGAGAUGGGAAUGACUUUAUCGCCGUGGAGCUGGUCAAAGGGUUCAUCCACUAUGUGUUCGACCUGGGGAACGGGCCCAGCCUGCUAAAGGGAAACAGCGACAACCCGCUGAACGACAACCAGUGGCACAACGUGGUCAUCACGCGUGACACCUCCAACACGCACACUCUCAAAGUCGACACCAAGUCGGUCACGCAGAAUGUCAAUGGGGCCAAAAACCUCGACCUUAAAGGUGACCUGUUUGUUGGAGGUUUGGGACCCAACAUGUAUCAGAACCUCCCUAAGCUGGUGGUUUCCCGGGAGGGCUUCCAGGGCUGCUUGGCAUCCGUAGAUCUCAACGGGCGCCUGCCAGACCUCAUCAACGAUGCCCUGUUCCGCAGCGGCCAUGUAGAGCGUGGCUGCGAAGUUGGUUUCACCAAAGCCGACCUGCAAGGCCCGAGUACCACCUGCCAGGAUGACUCGUGCGCCAACAUGGGUGUGUGCAUCCAGCAGUGGGAGAACUUCACCUGCGACUGCUCCAUGACAUCGUACACAGGCACCCACUGCAACGACCGUGAGUACUGUUCGCUCUCCCGGUUCAGCUUUUAGUUUCUUUUGCAGAGA
Molecule: messenger RNA, 4129 nt
Organism: Poecilia latipinna (sailfin molly)
Lineage: Eukaryota; Metazoa; Chordata; Actinopteri; Cyprinodontiformes; Poeciliidae
Product: neurexin-3b-like
Exons: 19
Coding region: 749-4114 (1121 amino acids)
Source: RefSeq, a predicted model, not a curated record